Molecule: messenger RNA, 1323 nt
Organism: Musca vetustissima
Lineage: Eukaryota; Metazoa; Arthropoda; Insecta; Diptera; Muscidae
Exons: 3
Coding region: 1-1323 (440 amino acids)
Biological process (GO): transmembrane transport
Cellular component (GO): membrane
Molecular function (GO): transmembrane transporter activity
Source: RefSeq, a predicted model, not a curated record
AUGACAUACGACACCAUGAACCACAGUGUGGUGAAAGGUGGCGUUAUUUUCUUCUCCGCUGGCAUGAACCUGGCCAUCAGUGUGGGUUGGGCCAAGUUCGGCUUAAUGGGCACCAGUAAGCAUUUUUGCAAUUCCUGGUUAAUUGGUGUGAUUGCGGGCACAAUUCUGUCCACAGUCCUAAGAAGAUUUCUAAGCAAAACGGUGCUAUGGAUUUUCUCUUCAAUUUUAAUUCUCACUGCUGGUCUCAUUUUCACUGCUGUUCCCGAUAACUACGAUGCUCUAUUGGCGGGACGUUAUCUCAACGGCAUUGGUGUGGGUCUGGCAAUUAUCUCCUUCAUAAUGCACGCCAGUGAGAUUGCAGUGAAGAAGCAUCGUGGGCGAUGUUUGGUAGUGGAGCAGUUCUCAAUGUCUCUGGGAAUUGCGGUACAAAUGAUUUACACCUCAAAUUGGAAGGAUGAGUGGGCAUUCUCCACAUAUCGUUUACAUGGAAUUUUGGAAAUUAUUUUGGCAUUUUUGGGUGUGGCCGCCUUGAUAUUUUUCAUUGAAUCACCAAUUGAUCAAAUCCGCUGGGGUAACGAUCAUGCCGCUCUGAAAUGUUAUGCCAAGCUGAGGCUCAUCGACUCCCACUCGAAAGAGGCCUAUGAUCUCCUCAGUAUGGGCAAAGUUUAUGUCAAUGAAGAGGAAAGUUUGACAUUUGGUGCCAGCUUCAAACGUGGCAUCCUGCCGUUGGUGAAAAUGUUACUUUUCCGCAGUAUCGUUGUGGCCUUGUGUUUCUCGCUGCCCUUCAGUGCUGCCUUCAAAUAUAGUGCCCUACAAAAUGGCACCGAAUGGGUUGUAACCGUUGCCGCUUGUGGUCGUAUUUUGGGUGCGGUGUGUGUAAUAUACUUAGUGGACUCCGUGGGUCGCAAGACCACCUCCAUGCUAACCAUGUUCAUAGCUGCUGCCAUGCUAAUCGGUUUGGGCCCUUUGUUUAGCCGUCUCAGCAGUAUUGAGGAUACAUCAAAUAUGGCCACAGCCACAUAUCUUUGCACCUGGAUGCAAUUUGCUGUGGGGUAUUUUACACCCUUUACCUCUGUCUAUUUGGGUGAAGCUUUCCCCCUCCUGCUUAAACCUUAUUUUAUAGCUCUUGUGGUCAUUGGCGAACAAUUGGUCCACAUUGUGUUGAUUAGUACCAUCUCCUUCGAUUUAAGUCUCAUGGAUCAUGGCAUCAUUAUAGCUGUGAUAUUUUUAAUAAGCUGUUUCACAAUGCCCGAAACGAAAAAUACCACCCUGCAGGAAGCUCAACAGAAAUUCAGAAAAUUGUUUAAUGUAGGACGAAAUUAA